AUGGCUGUCCGGGACCCAAGCACCAAAUCCAACUACGGGGAUUGGCGCACUAAGCACACCACCGCUAACUUCACCCUCGACUUCGACGCCAAGCGUCUCAAGGGGUCCGUCGUUCUCCAACUCGAGUCUCAGACCGAUAAGGAGAGCACCGAGGUUAUUCUUGACUCGAGACAUGUCAAGGUCUCCUCCAUCAAUGUCAACUCAGUCGAGUCCCGGUGGGAGCUGAAGCCCCAUUCUGAACCCCUCGGUGCCCCUCUGCAUAUUUCCGUCCCUGGAGGCGCUCCCAAGGGCGAGAUUAUCAAUUUGACUAUUGAUCUGGAAACGACUGAGAAAUGUACUGCCCUGCAAUGGCUUACGCCUGCGCAAACUUCCAAUAAGAAGCACCCCUACAUGUUCUCUCAGUGCCAGGCUAUCAAUGCCCGCUCCAUAUUCCCCUGCCAAGAUACACCUGACGUCAAAUCUCCCUUUACGUUCAAUUUGACUUCCACUCUGCCCGUGGUAGCUAGCGGUGUUCCUGUCGGGGAUCAUGAAGCAACCCCUGGCGUGUCUAAGCUGUACAAGUUCGAGCAAAAGGUCCCCAUCCCUUCGUAUCUCUUUGCCGUUGCCUCCGGUGACAUUGUCACCGCACCGAUUGGUCCGCGAUCCGUCGUCGCCACCGGCCCAAAUGAGCUCGAAGGCUGUAAGUGGGAGCUCGAACGAGACAUGGAGAAGUUCAUGGAGGUUGCUGAGAAGCUUGUCUUCCCCUACAAGUGGGGGGCCUAUAAUGUGUUAAUUCUCCCCCCCAGCUUCCCUUACGGAGGGAUGGAGAACCCCAUCUAUACAUUCGCUACACCAACUAUCAUCAGCGGCGACCGUCAAAAUGUUGACGUGAUUGCCCACGAGCUCAGCCAUAGCUGGAGCGGUAACCUGGUUUCCAAUGCCAGCUGGGAGCAUUUCUGGCUCAAUGAAGGCUGGACUAUGUAUCUUGAACGCCGUAUCCAAGCUGUAAUUCAUGGCGACGCCGAGUUUGAUUUCUCCGCCAUCCUUGGCUGGAAAGCCCUCGAGGACGCUGUGAAGCACUUUGGUGCGGAUCAUGAGUACACUAAACUGAUCAUUAGCCAUGAUAACGUCGAUCCCGAGGAUGUAUACAGCACCAUCGCUUACGAAAAGGGCUUCCACCUUGUCUAUUACCUUGAACGAGUAGUCGGCCGCCCCAACUUCGAUAAGUUCAUUCCCCAUUACUUCACGAAGUGGUCGGGAAAGUCCCUUGACUCUUUUGAGUUCCGUGAUACCUUCAUGGACUUUUUCAACAACCUUGGCGAUGAGGAGAUCAAGCUUAAAAUUAAGGACAUUGACUGGGAAGGCCGACUCUACACUCCGGGUCUCCCACCCAAACCUACUUUCGACACUAGUUUAGCCAACCAGUGCUAUGAGUUGGCUGCCAAGUGGGAAGAUGAUUCCUUCGAACCAAGCGCCAAAGAUGUCGAAUCCUUCACUGGGAACCAGAAGCUCGUCUUCCUUGAGACGAUCCAGCAGCAGCAGAAAGCUUUAAGUGCGGAAAGGGCGAAACUACUCGGCGAUGUGUACGAGUUCACGACCUCGCAGAAUGUCGAGCUCAAAUCGGCCUACUAUGUCAUCGCCAUGAAAGCUUCAGACUCGUCUUCCUACGCUGGUGUUGCCGGACUUCUCGGACAGGUUGGCCGCAUGAAGUUUGUCCGACCUCUGUUCCGCGAGCUGAACAAGGUCGACCGCGAGCUUGCACUAGAGACAUUCAAGAAGAACCAGGACUUUUACCACCCCAUCUGCAAGGGCAUGGUAGAGAAGGAUUUGGGCCUCAAGGCAUGA
Clonostachys solani is the source of this 1824-nucleotide messenger RNA. The record is from the annotation of a GenBank genome assembly. Lineage: Eukaryota; Fungi; Ascomycota; Sordariomycetes; Hypocreales; Bionectriaceae.